AAUAUUCAGUAUUUCAUUUUCCGGUUCAACGGCCUGCUAAAAUUUACCGGUUUAACGCCAAAACCUAGAGCUAAUUAAACACUCAAUUGCAGCUUAAUCAUGGCGGUGUUACCAUAUUCUGAUGUAGAUUCGAGCUUAAAAGCGCUAGCCGGUCGAGCCGAAGGAUUUGGCAGGUUUUCCAUCGGCGGUCUAAACGGUCCGGUCUAUUCCGUCACUACAUUGGCCGAUGAUGGUCCAGGAUCACUUCGUGAUGGCUGCCGUAAGAAAGAACCACUAUGGAUUGUUUUUGAAGUUUCAGGCACCAUUCAUCUCGCAUCUUACCUACGUGUGUCAUCUUAUAAAACUAUUGAUGGUCGAGGCCAAAGGAUAAAACUCACUGGCAAAGGCUUACAACUGAAGGAUUGUGAGCACAUAAUCGUAUGCAAUUUGGAGUUUGAAGGUGGCAGAGGUCAUGACGUUGAUGGCAUUCAAAUAAAACCAAAUUCUAGGCACAUUUGGAUAGACCGCUGUUCUCUUCGUGAUUAUGAUGAUGGGCUAAUCGAUAUAACCAGACAAAGCACAGAUAUCACUAUUUCUAGAUGUUAUUUUGCUCAGCAUGAUAAGACAAUGCUUAUUGGAGCAGACCCAUCUCAUAUUGGUGAUAGAUGUAUCAGAGUGACCAUCCACCACUGCUUUUUCGAUGGGACACGGCAGAGGCAACCUCGUGUUAGAUUUGGAAAAGUUCAUCUGUACAAUAAUUAUACUAGAAAUUGGGGUAUAUAUGCUAUUUGUGCCAGUGUAGAAUCACAGGUAUACUCUCAAUGCAACAUAUACGAAGCUACACAGAAGAAAAAAGCUUUUGAGUAUUACACAGAGAAGGCAGCAGAUAAGGAAGAAGCAAGGACAGGUUUAAUCAGAUCUGAAGGGGACUUGUUUCUCAAAGGAGCUCAGGGAAUGUUGUUAACUGGUGUUGGUGAAGAGUGUGUUUUUCAUCCAAGUGAAUUUUACCCUGUCUGGACAUUGGAACCUGCCUCAGACUCCCUCAAAGCUGUUCUUCAAGUUUGCACUGGUUGGCAAUCUAUUUCCCGACCACCAGAAGUGUGUGCUGAUCAUAUGAAACCUGCAUGCUAGUUUCUUCCGGAGGCGGAUGUAGUACUUCAAUUAUGGUUCAUAAGCAGUGGCGGAGGCAGGACUUCUGCUAAGGGGUUCAAAAAAGGAAUAAGUUAAAAAAUUUAAAGAGAUUGUAGCUAAUGGGAAUUGAACCAAUGACCUCAUAAUAGUUUUGAACCCCCUUGACCAUUAAACCAUGCUUUUGGGUUGUAUGAAGGGGAUUCAAAACAUAAUAUAUAGAGGUAAAAACCAGAUUUUGCCUUAUAUACACAAUGUAAUUUUUCGGCGAAGGGGUUCGGGUGAACACCCUUGCGCCCCCCUAAAUCCACCCCUGUUCAUAAGAACAAAGUUGCUUUGGCUCAGAGCUUGUAUACGUGUUAAAAAUUCACUAAAUAAGAACAAAUAAUAUCUCGAACCUAGUAAACCAAAUGAAUUGUGUUAGAAUUCCAUACUCGAACCCAUAAAGUUCAAAUCUUAGUAUCUUUAUUUGGCCUAUCUAUAUGUAAUGUGAUAAAUGUGCUUUUUUCGGUUGUCAUCUUGUCAAACUCAGGUGAAAUUGAUAUCAUCAUAUGUAAGAGUGUCAAAUUAAGGAUUA
Molecule: messenger RNA, 1684 nt
Organism: Nicotiana tabacum (common tobacco)
Lineage: Eukaryota; Viridiplantae; Streptophyta; Magnoliopsida; Solanales; Solanaceae
Product: putative pectate lyase 4
Molecular function (GO): pectate lyase activity
Source: RefSeq, a predicted model, not a curated record